GCCAUUUAUUCGCAUUAUAUGGAAUAUAGGGAUAGACUAUGGGUCAUGGUGCCAGCAAGCAACAAGAAGACUUCCUCACAGAAGAUGAAAUUGAAGACUACCAGGAUCUCACAUACUUUACCAGACAUGAAAUAAUUGUGGCUCACAAGAAAUUCAAGGCGCUGGCGCCGGAUAUCAUCGCGGAGAACAGGAACGCCCGGCUGGAGAUGACUGUCAUGCUCAACUACCCGGAGCUGCGUGCCAACCCCUUCGGUGACCGCAUUUGCAAGGUGUUCAGCUCUACCCAGGACGGCGCCUGCUCCUUCGAGGACUUCCUGGACAUGAUGUCUGUGCUGAGCGUCCACGCGCCGAAGACGGUCAAGUCCGAAUACGCCUUCCGCAUCUUCGACUUCGACGACGACGACAUGAUCGGCCGCGAGGACCUGCGCGAGCUCAUCAACCGGCUGACAGCGCCGCAGCGCAUGACCGAGAUGGAGAUGAUGCACCUGAUCCAGAACAUCAACAACGAGUCUGACCUGGACGACGACGGCAUGCUGUCGUUCGCUGAGUUUGAGCACAUCAUCUCUAAGUGUCCCGACUUCACUGACUCGUUCAGCGUCAAGCUGUGACGACACGGGCGGCUCGGACCGCGCGACGGCGCUUGCCCCGGGACACAGGCCGCCAGGAGCGCCCGCCACGCAGCUCACGGCGACCGCCAGCGUGGCCGCCGCCGCCGCGUGCGCUCCGGCCACGUGGCUCUGUUUGAGCUGCUGCCUCAUGGAGUUGGUGUGGUCGGCGUUUACCGUGCAGACCCGGUCACAGUGUUGAUCUCCGCACGAGCGGUGGGAGGCUGGAGAUGGUCGCCCGCCGCUCUGCUUCACGGCUUGCAACCGAACGCACUUGUGGAUCACAACGCAGCUGAUCGGGGAUACGGAAACGACACGUCGGGUCCCAAAAAAGACGAGGCGGAGGGGUGAGGGGCUGAUGCGCGUGUCAGCUAUAGUCGCUUUGACACAACUUCGGUCGUGACUGGCAGAGCACAGUUUGCACAGCUGUGCCGGCCACUAGUCCGUCUCGUUGGUUGGUCUUGUGAACGCAGCACAACUCUCAUGUUAACCAUAAGGCGUACGGUGUUUUCGUCUUUCUGAGAUAUGCAAACUCUGUGAAAGCUAGUCAUCGGAUGUCCAGGAAGUGGUGGCCGCUCGCUUUCUUUUCGCUGCAGGGUCACGUACUGGUGAUGACCGCUGUUUUCGAGCCGGGGCAGACCGUCGGCCGGUGGACAUGAUGUCACGCACAUGUAAUGUCUAAGCCUGAGUUUCAUGUGCUUGUCGAUUCCCCUCCGCUCCGACUUCUCAGUGUGCCAUUCGUGUAUCGGUCGGACCAAGUACCGGUUUGACCAGGGAAAUGCUGCCGCUGGUCGUGACUCACGCCGACAAACGUCCAUUGCUUAGUCGCAGUGGCUGGUUAAGACGGUCUCGCAAUAAUACCCGUAGAUUACCGCAUUUAUUUACUGAUAGAUCUGAGUUAUGUUCCUCUUUGUGGUACCCCAGAGACAUUUGUCUAUAGUAUGGCAUAAGUGUUGCGAUGGCGUCCAUGCUGUCUGUG
This is a messenger RNA of Pollicipes pollicipes, 1584 nucleotides long. RefSeq names its product calcium and integrin-binding protein 1. The transcript is spliced from 6 exons. Lineage: Eukaryota; Metazoa; Arthropoda; Thecostraca; Pollicipedomorpha; Pollicipedidae. Bases 39 to 608 code for a protein of 189 amino acids. The record is from RefSeq and is a predicted model, not a curated record. Gene Ontology annotation, molecular function: calcium ion binding; magnesium ion binding.